CUGAGUGGAGCGGUGUUCGCGGGCAGCGGGUGGCCUUGGUCUCCACCGCCCCUCAGGAAGGGACUGGGACCUCUGCAGGACCCUGGAGCCUGCUGCCGAAGCUGCUAACGCAUGGAGUCCGCAUUCAGCAGCCCCGCGGAGGCGGCGCUGCAGCGGGAGGCGGGCGACCCGGCCCUGCUCACUCCUGUCUCCGACCUCGACCAAGUUUAUGAGCUGGAACGAGUUGCCGCGUUCAUCGGCGACCUGGACUGUCCACGGGUGGCUUUGCAGUUCCCUGACCGUCUUUUGGGAGACGCUAGGGCUGUGGCUACACGAUUGGAGGAGGCCACCGGAUCGAAGAUGUUCAUUCUGGGGGAUACGGCCUAUGGCAGCUGCUGCGUGGACGUGCUGGGUGCUGAGCAAGCAGGGGCCCAGGCCCUGGUGCACUUUGGCCCUGCCUGUUUAAGCCCCCCCUCCCGCCCGCUGCCCAUCGCCUUUGUCCUCGGCCAGCGUCCUGUGGCUUUGGAGCUCUGCGCUAAGGCCUUUGAAACCCAGUACCCAGACCCCACAGUGCCGGUGGCACUGCUGAGUGAGCCGGCCUGUGCCCACGCCAUGGAGGCCUUGGCCACUCUCCUGCGCCCACGCUACCCGGAACUGCUGGUUUCCAGCCCGGCUCUUCCCCUGCCAGCAGGGUCCCUCUGCCCACAGCCUGAGCCCCUGGAGCGUUUUGGGCGCCGCUUCCCCCUGGCCCCAGGGAGGUGUCUGGAAGAGUACAGUGCCUUCUACGUGGGAGGUUCUGAAGCCGGCUCUGAUCCCGACCUUGACCCAGACUUGAGCCGACUGCUCUUGGGAUGGGUACCAGAACGGUCUUUCUUCUCCUGCUGCCCAGACACGGGGCAGAUUCAGGAUGAGGGUGUCCGGGCCGGGCGUCUGAGGGCACGAAGACACUACCUGGUAGAGAGGGCCCGUGAUGCCCGUGUGGUAGGGCUGCUGGUGGGCACGCUGGGUGUAGCCCAAUACCGAGAGGCUCUGGCCCAUUUGAGGAGCCUGACACAGGCUGCCGGCAAGCGGAGCUAUGUGUUGGCCGUCGGGCGGCUCACUCCAGCCAAGCUGGCUAACUUCCCUGAGAUGGACGUCUUCGUGCUGUUGGCCUGUCCCCUGGGUGCCCUGGCCUCCCAGUCUUCUGGUAGCUUCUUCCGACCUGUGUUGAUGCCCAGUGAGCUGGAGGCUGCCUGCAACCCUGCCUGGCCACCCCUGGGCUUGGCUCCCCACCUCACUCAUUAUGCGGAUUUGUUGCCGGGUUCUUCCUAUCACGUGCCCCUUCCCCCUCCUGAGUCUGAGCUGUGGGACACCCCAGAUGUGUCACUUAUUUCUGGAGACCUCCGGCCCCCACCUGCCCAGAAGGUACCUGAGGAGCCUGGAUGCUCAGCCCUGACUUCUCGGCCGCAGCUGGCGCUGGCUGAGAGCAUCCCUGCAGCCUCAUUUCUUAGCUCCCGGAGCUGGAAGGGCCUGGAGCCCCGCCUGGGUCAGACACCAGCGACUGGAGCUGUGAGUGGACGACAGGGAAUCGCUAUCGCUUACGAGGAUGAAGGAAGUGGUUGAUACCAUGCAGGACCAGACACACAGCAGACUUGUGAAUCACUGCGAGGACCUGUGGUGUGUCCUGUCAGCCUGAAGAGAGUGUGGGAAGAGGCUCCAGUCCCAUGCUGCCCUGGAGCUAGCAUAAGGGUUGGCAUGCCCCCGUGGAGGAAAUGCCUGUUGUUUGAUUGACCAGGGGCAGGGCUUAUGGGCUUCCCUGAGGCCUGAGCCCAUCUCUCCUGGCAAGUCCCAGCUGCUGGUCCACAGGAAAAGGGCUGCCCUUGGGUAAGGGGAAGGUCCUGGCAGGUGUAGCCUGGCUACCUCUGCCUCAGCAGGUUAACGUUCGGGUUUUGACAAGUCUCCUGUGGGGUCUGUACUGUGCGUGCUGGGCUGUGUAGCAACAGCCCAGUCCUCUGCCCAGCAGCAGCAGCAGCAGCAGAUACCACCACCCCUGCUGGGACAAGCAGAAAUGCCUCCAGAUG
This is a messenger RNA of Ochotona princeps (American pika), 2039 nucleotides long. RefSeq names its product diphthamide biosynthesis 2 (gene DPH2). NCBI's taxonomy places the organism in Eukaryota, Metazoa, Chordata, Mammalia, Lagomorpha, Ochotonidae. Gene Ontology annotation, biological process: protein histidyl modification to diphthamide. The coding region runs from base 112 to 1581 and encodes 489 amino acids. The record is from RefSeq and is a predicted model, not a curated record. The transcript has 6 exons. Gene Ontology annotation, molecular function: 2-(3-amino-3-carboxypropyl)histidine synthase activity.